CUCUUCGCUCACACACACACACACACACACAGACAGACAGACAGCAUGGCGUACAGUGCGAAGAUCGGUCCGUCCAUCCUGAGCAGCGACCUGUCCUGUCUGGGCAGCGAGUGCGUGCGGAUGAUGGAGUGCGGAGCGGACUACCUGCACCUGGACGUCAUGGACGGGCAUUUUGUCCCUAAUAUCACAUUUGGUCAUCCCAUGGUGGAGAGCCUGAGGAAGUCAAGCGUUCAGGAAGCCUUCUUUGACAUGCACAUGAUGGUGUCCCGGCCGGAGCAGUGGGUGAAGCCCAUGGCUGCAGCAGGAGCCAACCAGUACACUUUCCACUUAGAGGCCACGAGCAACGCUGGAAACCUCAUCAAGGAGAUAAGAGAGAGCGGCAUGAAGGUGGGUGUGGCCAUAAAACCUGGUACAGCGGUGGAAGAACUGGCUCCCUGGGCAAACCAAAUCGACAUGGCUCUGGUCAUGACUGUUGAACCUGGCUUUGGAGGACAGAAGUUCAUGGAGGACAUGAUGCCCAAGGUGAGCUGGCUGCGGAGUCAGUUCCCUUCGUUGGACAUUGAAGUCGAUGGAGGAGUCGGCCCUGACACCAUUCACAAGUGUGCAGAGGCAGGGGCCAACAUGAUUGUGUCGGGCAGCGCUGUGAUUGGCAACGAUGACCCGCGCUCUGUCAUCGCUCUCCUUCGCACGGUGGUGGCCGAGGCGAUUCAGAAACGCUCGUUGGACCGCUGAGACGUGUCCCUGUGUCCUCUGGAGACCCCCAUGGUGACACUCCACCCAAUCCAAGCCACUCACCACAACCAGCCAGAGGAACAGACUCAUUACGGACAUUUCUGGGGGGGCAGAGGUCAGGGUAGGGGGGGGGGUUCACAGUCAGGGCAAAGGGGAUUCUCUGUGGAGGCGUGAGCUGAUGGUGAAACCUAAAUCACUGUGGUGGGAGUGAAGCUGCUUCGUGCCUCCACAAAACUAAAUCCUGUCCUGACACGGCCUCUGAGCGGUUUAGUCAAAGUGUCUCUCGUCUUUGCCAGACUGGAGCUGAGGUUACGCUGAUUUCACUUCUGUCAACAUUCCUGAAUAUAAGUCUUAAGUGUAAAUUAUGGAAAUAACAUAACCCAAGGACAUUAUCUUCUGUUUUACAUCUGAAAUCAUGUUUCAUAUAACUGCUGUGCUCUUUUGCUGUCUCGUUGAAAUGGACCAGUCUCUGCUGUGCUACUGAGCAAAGAUAUUCUACUCUACUGAAAUCCAUGAGAUUUGGUUUUGCAGAUUAAAAAGACUCAAGUCA
Messenger RNA from Limanda limanda (common dab), 1282 nucleotides. RefSeq names its product ribulose-phosphate 3-epimerase-like. Gene Ontology annotation, molecular function: metal ion binding; D-ribulose-phosphate 3-epimerase activity. Gene Ontology annotation, cellular component: cytosol. The transcript is spliced from 6 exons. The record is from RefSeq and is a predicted model, not a curated record. Lineage: Eukaryota; Metazoa; Chordata; Actinopteri; Pleuronectiformes; Pleuronectidae. The coding region runs from base 46 to 732 and encodes 228 amino acids. Gene Ontology annotation, biological process: pentose-phosphate shunt, non-oxidative branch; carbohydrate metabolic process; pentose-phosphate shunt.